Rangifer tarandus platyrhynchus (Svalbard reindeer) is the source of this 243-nucleotide messenger RNA. Lineage: Eukaryota; Metazoa; Chordata; Mammalia; Artiodactyla; Cervidae. The record is from the annotation of a GenBank genome assembly.
AUGCAAGCGAAAGGAAACAGUGGGCGAGUUGUGAGCACGGAGGCUCGGGGCCUCCGAAGUGGAAAGACAGACAAGGGCGCCGGCUCCAGGACGGCUGCCGGUCCUAGGCUGGUCCGCGCCGGGCAGCCCUUUCCUCUUUGGAAACUCCUGAGCUGCCCAAGCUGUUUAAACUCUCGGGCCUCGGCAGCUGCCCACCUCCUCACAGACCUCACCACUGGCUUGAAUCUGGGACACAAGGCCUGA